Messenger RNA from Dreissena polymorpha, 6436 nucleotides. RefSeq names its product C-terminal-binding protein-like. Bases 535 to 1875 code for a protein of 446 amino acids. Gene Ontology annotation, molecular function: transcription corepressor activity; oxidoreductase activity, acting on the CH-OH group of donors, NAD or NADP as acceptor; NAD binding. The record is from RefSeq and is a predicted model, not a curated record. The transcript has 10 exons. Lineage: Eukaryota; Metazoa; Mollusca; Bivalvia; Myida; Dreissenidae.
UCAUUUGUACGUCAAGCUUGUAACUUGUACAUUGUGGACUAGAUUAUGCGUCAAACAUUUAUAGCCUGUUUGGUCUGCAUUGUAAUAUGAAAUUGUAUCCUUAAUCGUUUUUAGCAAAACUGCUGUAUUGGAUCAAUAGCCUAAACGUUGAUCAGGACACAACUCGGUAGAUUGUAUCUCAAUGCGAGAAUCUCAAUUCUUUGACACAGAAUUUUACCAGUAUGGUAUUGGGAAUUACGCAGUGUACAUGUAUUUGCACUAUUUUGUAACUGGGUGUUUUAUAAGCGUUUCGUUAUUAAAUGUGAACUGAAAACAUCGAGUGAUUUGUCCAUCCAGCUGGGCUGAUUCAUACCUAUCACACGGUGGAAUGUAGCCUCAUUACAUUGAAGAUCAUCAUGUAGUGAUGUUUUUACUCGGCUCCUGACAUCAGUUGACAAAACAGUGUACAAACAACAGCAUUUCAAACGACGGUUCCAAGAUCGUGUGUGCGUACUGGUUUAGCCUAUAUCACGAGUGGAGGUUACUCCACAUCACAUGGAAAACGGCAGAUCCUUUCAACCACCGCCGAAGAGACCUAGACACGACCUUCCUCCCACCAUGUCUAUUCGCGGACCAAUACCCAAUGGGCCGAUGCACCCGCGGCCCCUAAUAGCCCUUCUGGACGGGAGAGACUGCUCUGUGGAGAUGCCAAUACUGAAGGACGUCGCCACGGUAGCAUUUUGUGACGCCCAGUCCACAUCAGAAAUACAUGAAAAGGUGUUAAAUGAGGCAGUGGGGGCCCUCAUGUGGCAUUCUAUCACGCUGACCAAAGAAGACCUAGAGAAGUUUAAGAGUUUACGUGUCAUCGUGCGCAUCGGGAGUGGCUUUGACAACGUCGACGUGAAAGCUGCUGGGGAGUUUGGUAUUGCGGUGUGUAACGUGCCCGGGUAUGGAGUGGAAGAGGUGGCAGACUCAACAAUCUGUUUGAUCUUGAACUUAUAUAGACGUACAUACUGGCUAGCAAAUAUGAUACGCGAGGGGAAAAAAGUGAGCGGCCCGGAGUCGUUACGUGAGGCCGCAGCAGGGUCAGCAAGAAUUCGCGGUGAUACGCUGGGAAUUGUGGGUCUUGGUCGCGUGGGACAGGCUGUGGCCUUGAGAGCAAAAGUGUUUGGGUUUAAUGUAAUUUUCUAUGAUCCGUAUUUGCCAGAUGGAGUGGAAAAAUCAUUGGGUAUUACACGGGUAUAUACGCUACAAGAUCUACUGUUUCAAAGCGACUGCGUAACCUUGCACUGUAAUUUGAACGAACAUAAUCACCAUCUUAUAAAUGACUACACCAUCAAACAAAUGAGACCAGGUGCAUUCCUUGUGAACACGGCACGGGGUGGUCUAGUGGAUGAACACGCCUUAGCCGCUGCAUUGAAAGACGGCAGGGUUCGAGCAUCAGCUCUUGACGUCCAUGAAAAUGAGCCCUUCGUGCUGGCAUCAAGUCCACUUAAAGACUGCCCCAAUCUGAUCUGCACGCCGCAUUCCUCGUUCUACAGUGAGCAGAGCCUUACUGAGCUCAGAGAGAUGGCCGCUGGUGAGAUCCGGCGCGCUGUCGUCGGAAGAAUACCCGACAGUCUGAGAAACUGUGUCAAUAAGGAAUACUUUCCUACGAAAGGUAAGCCCGCGCCAACUGGGAUGCGUUAUGCCUUCACAGGUUACCAAGAUGGCAUGAACGGGGGCCCGUUCCCGUACCCAAACCCAGCAGCGGCAGUGGGGGCCCUGGGAGGUGUGCACUCCACAACCCCUCACGACCACCCGCAGCCUCCCGUAUCCCAUAGCAACCACCAAUCAGCGCCUCACUCCACGGAGCCCGGCAACCACAUGGCCAAGGAGGGCUCCGACGUGCAUUAACCUGCGUAAUCUCCGUCUGUGUCAUCGUCCUCAUGUUCGUUGUCGUAACAUCGUACCAUCACACAAGAACAUAUGCGAUUACAUGCCCAAGUUAUCUCCCCCUUCCCACCUCCAUGUCAUUUGUGAAAUAUUCAUUAACGUAAAAAAGCAAACUUUCCAACGUCAUUGACUUGUUCGUGUUUUCUUGCGGUUUUUUCAUGGUCAAAAGAGUUCAAAGUUUAUCUUUGACUUAAUCAUUGUAGAAAGAUAUGUUUUGCUAGACAUUAAAAAGAUGGAGACGAUAAAGAAAAUAUCAGAUAUACUGAUAAAAGUGAGAGACACUUAUGGGAAUUAAGAGUGAUGUACCUUUAAUGUCAGGUAAACUAAAGUGGUUUCCCUUGUCCAAAAGGUAUAACAAUGUGUACAAAAACUCUUGCAAAAUGUGUGCGAUUUGUUCUCUUCUGUACAGAUGAGUAUUGUGAAUCUAACAGCUUUGCAGAUGGAAGUCGUUGGAUAACAUAAUUUCGAGGACUUUUGACAUUAUCUUUGACAAUAUAACAGGGAUACAGCGAGGUUUUAUGCGAAUGAUUGAGUAGGGUUACAAAUAUGUCACACUUGGGUUAGUUUAGCUGAAAUGUUUGUUUGUAGAUAAUUAUCUCUUUUGAACUGUAUAUGCAUUUUUGUGCCUGAUCGAGUUUUGGGAGCCGAAAUAGCAGUAUAGCAGUGCAACAUGCAAAUUUUGUUUGUAAAUUUAUUCCAAUGUCACCACAUGUGUGAUAAUUUUCCAAUGAAAAUUCUCUUUUGUUAAAUGGUACUUUCUGGAUACAUACAGUUUAUACUGAUGUGGACUUUAUGUAUGAUAAAGCAUUUUAUGUUUAAGCGAAAUUUUUGCACGUGGUACCAGUCUGAACAUUUUUUUCAAGAGAUUUACAAUAAAAAAAAGAUACCUAUACAUUUUGUUAAAUGAUGCAAAUGCCAGUAAGAAUUUUAUCAAUAUUGUUAAAAUUUUAUAAAUGCUAUUACAACAAUGAUGUAUAAAUAAUAAGACAUUGAUAAUAUUUGUCUGAACCAUCAGUUGAAAAGUUUAGGGCCUUGUUCAAUUUUAACAAAUGUUGACAUUGAAAAAAUUUACCCCUAUUCAGUUUUUAUCUGACACUUAGCAAUUACCAAGUAAAAAUGCUUCAUUUGUAUGGACAUGUUUUAGUUUUCAAUUUGAUAAUAUUCAUUUACGGAUAAUGGAAUUAAUGGAAUUGAUUUGGGAUAUUUUUGUUGACAGAGUGUGAACAAUUUGAAAAUUUAGUUUAAUUAAGUUCUUUUUGUAACAUGACGAUUUGUAUUCUUGAAACGAAAAUAUUUUGUACAUGUAUUUGCAUUAUUAUGGAGGUAAAUUAUUGCUUUUGUUUGCAUUUGAUCCAGUGUUUGUCUAAAAUAAAGUUUCCAUGACAAUAUUAAAUUUUUAAGUUGAAAAUGUACAUUCACACACAAAAACAUUGAUGUAUUUUUAAGUAACUAAAUAAUUUGCGAACAUAAAUUGGCAUAUUUGUAAUUAGAUGACAAAUGUAACACUUCAUAAGUGCUGAAACGAUAUUAGUUGUAUACCUUCUUACGAUGCAAAACAUCAACACAUCAAAGGAUGUAUAAAUUCUAAACAUAAACUUAACAUAAUACUAAACUACGCGAAUAUUUACAUGCAAUCAUGUCUCCAUUCUGAUGUGUAUAUUAAUGUCAUUUAAAUGUCCGGUUUAUGGAGACAUUUAACACGGAAAUGAAUUUGACACUGUGAAGUGCAAAAUUUUGAUCUGGUCUUCUUUAUUUGAUACCAGAAAUGUGCAGUGUUUCAGGUUAUAGGUUUAUAAUAAAAAUAAAAUGAAUAAUUUGUCAAGAGGCCUAUCACACGAUGAGUGUCAUGCCCAUUUGAUUAACAUGUAAGGGGGAAAGCACUCAGUUCACACUAGCAUUAUCAUUAUUUUAAAAACGAUGAUCUCAAAUGAUAUUCAAUUCUUCUACCUUGACAGCAUCUUCCUUUUUUCAGUUUUUCUAUUUCUAUGCAGGCAACAACCUUGGUUGAUGAAUGAACAAUCUGGAAAUAAAUGCAAAUGACAUUUCACAUCCUUGGUCGAUAAAUGAACGCUAAAGAAAUGUUCACAAAUGAAAACAUCUUGUAAAGUUUGGAUGCUAAUUCAUUAAGGGACCUUUCAUCAGUGAAGUCUAAAUGGACAUUUCUUAAUUGUUGUUUGCCCACCAUGUUUAAAUGUGCGUAAAGUAUAUUUUCAGUAAGCUUUUUGAUAUGUCAAGGAUUUUGAAGCCUUGUUCUGUUAAAAAUGAGCUUAAUGCAUGUGCAAUAAGUGUUGUCCCAGAUUAACCUGUGUAUUCUGCACAGGCUUAUCAUUGCGGACACUUUCCACCUUAGUCCUAAACAGGCUUAUCAUUGCGGACACUUUCCACCUUAGUCCUAAACAGGGUGUUGUUUUUUUUAGAAGAGACAGCCUUUGAACGAAAAAGUUGCAUAAAAGUGGAAAGUGAUAUCCAUGAUUGGCCUGUGCUGAUUACGCAGGCUAAUCUGGGAUGAUCUUUAAUGCACAUGCAUUAUGCCCAGUUGUCCCAGAUCAAGGCUCAUUUUGUAUAUUGAGUUUCAUGUUCUUAUUGUGUCGGCUGUCUUGUUAUACUAAUGUACCAAAUGUGGAGGUCAGUGUAUGGUCCAUGCAUUGUAUUAUACUGUUCAUUUAUGUUUGUAAUUGAAAUCAAAAUUGCACCAAGCAUUGUGUACUAAAGCUCUUCUUGUACGACUGGUUUUCUUUUCUCAUUGUUAUCAUUCUGCUGUGUUACCAUGUCUACAUGCGCAAUAUAAAAGUUUAAUCAUGUCUGAAUAAUAAUGAUUGUUAUGUCGGGAAAGAUAUUGUCUCUCGUGUGGAUGGGAAUUCGGUAUCAUUCUGGGGUCAAACUUCUGUUAAAUGUAGAAACUUGAGCGUCAAUGUUUUGUUUCGUAUAAUACUUUGUGCUCUUAACUUUUUACACUGGAAUACUAUGGUAAAUGCGUUUGAUUAUCACUAGAGAAGACAUCGUGAGGUGUAUUUUUCAUCGACAGUUUUGUAUAUGUAGGUAGACUUGUGCAUGUAUUGGAACUAUUCCAUUGAUUGUGUACAUGGUUUUUGUAUAGAUUGUGGUGCUAUUUCUGUUAUUGUAAUCAUGUAAAACUUUCAGGCAGCAAUGAUCAGCUGAAAAUUCAAAUCUUGAAAACAUUCAAAAUUCUUAACUUAAAAUUUCUUCAGAUUGCGUGCGAUUAUCAACAUGAGAAACAUUGCCUUUGAUUUUUCUGAAUCUGCUAUGUUUUUUUUUUAAUUCUAUUAAUGAUAUUUACAUUGGCAUUUUGCAAUAACCAAGGUUCUAUAGGAUGUUAUAGGAUUUUUAUGGGACGUUGCAAGUUUUGAGUUUUGAGAUUGAUCUGUUUUUUCCUGCACCACUGGAUGUAGACAGGGCUGGGCUAUAAAAAAAAUUGUGCUUCUUGAAUGCAUAAUUUGAAGAAAAAAAACUUCAUCAAUUAUACUGCUUGAAUGCAGAAUUUAAAUUAGACAUUAAAUAAUAGUUCUACUUAAAUGCAGAUUUAGUGCAGAAUUUUUAUACAACCUGAACAAUCUUGCUUCUUGUAGAAACUGCAUUUUGUCAUUAUUCUUUGCAGUUUUUCCAUACAGGAUUAAAAAUGUUUAAUUAUUUCCAAAGUUUUAAGUUCGGCCAAUCUUUGAGUUUCUAUAUCCAUCCCUGUCAUUUAUGUAUGUGUGAUUGAUAUCUUAUGGCAUGAAAACCGGGGCUGGCUAUUUUGAUUUGUAUUGUUAAAAUACAUAAUUAUAAUCAGUGGAAGCGUUGAAAUGUUGUUAUAAAUCGCAACUUAAAAGUAUGUUUAUCCCUUCAAUACAUUUGGUUAUAACGCUGUUUAUUUUGAAAAUAUUAAACAAAAUUUUAAUUAAUUUAGACCAUACUUAAUAGAACAAAAAUACUGUGGAGCACUGGAUCUACAGAUGUUUUCUGUUCAAUUAAUAAAAAAUUUAAAACAUAACGUACAUUAUAAAAGUUUAAAAGGACCGUCGUCAGAAAUUAAUGAGUGUUUGAAAUUCGUCUGUUAUCUGUCUCUUUUAAAAAGCAUUACAGUAGUUCCGUCGUUUGUACAUUGUAUAGUAGUUGUAUGGUAUGUAUGAGGUGUGAAUGCGCAUUAGUUUUGUCAGUGUUUGUACUUGUCUGUCUAUCUUUUGAUUGAUGGUGAACAUACGUGUAUUACUAUAUUUGUACCUUUUGUAUGACGUAUGACCAUCGCAUUGUCUUGCUUUAUUUUGGGGCUUUUUUCUUAACUCUUAGAAAUUGUUGUUUUGCAAAUCUACAAUUGUAAGAGGUACGAUUCGAGUGCUGCCGCGGAGAUUGUUCCGCGACGUGUAGACGCGGAGAUUGUUCCGCGACGUGUACAGAGCACGGUGGCUUGUUUACUGAUGUGUCAUUUAGUUUGUAGAAGACCAAUAUCGUAGUCAAACUCUUCAUAUCACUUGUCCAAGUUUCAAUACAUUGGAGUUAAUAAAUAAACAUUUGUACAAAGCGA